GAGAAAAAAAGAGACAGAGUGAGUGGGUGUGUUGAGACAUGGGCACAGCGGAUGGCUCUACCUGUUGCACAGUAAGGCGUGUUCAAUAAAUCUUUUACCCAGGAUACUGCAGACGAUUGGUUCCAAAGUUCAAGGGUAAAAUAUCCAGGAGCAUAGCGCACGGCGACAACCAGGAGAGGACCAGUCAAAGAGAAGUGUCAAGGAAUAAACACAGUCGUAACAAAACAUGGCUGAGAGCGCAAGUCCAAAGGGCAGCUCUGGUGACUUUGCUAAAAAAGUCCAAAGGCAGCUGAGCAGAAGCAAAGAAAAGGUGCUGCAAAAGCUGGGGAAGACAGUGGAGAGCAAAGACGACCAGUUUGAACAUUUUCUCCAGCAGUUUAAUGACCAGCAGACUGAUGGGAACCGGAUAUACAAGGAUAUGAGGAACUACAUCAAUGCAGUGAGAGACAUGCGUGAAGCUUCGAGGCGCCUUUCCCAGUCUCUGUAUGAUGCUUAUGAAACUGACUGGGCUGGAGAGGAAGAUUUAGGAGCCAUUGUAGAGGGAGAGGACCUCCUGUGGAAUGACUUGGAGGUGAAGCUAUUAGACCAGGCCGUACGCACCAUGGAGUCCUACGUGAGCCAAUUCCCAGAUGUCAGGGAGAAAGUAGCAAAGAGGGGAAGAAAACUGGUGGACUACGACUCUUCCCUUCACCACCUGGAGGCACUGCAGACUGCUAAGAAGAGGGAUGAUGUCAAGAUAAACAAGGCAGAAGAGGAGAUGAAUGCUGCCAAAAGUGUCUACGAAGGCAUCAACACUGAGUUAAAAGAGGAGCUGCCUGUGCUCUAUGAAAGCCGUAUUGGAUGCUUUGUGACAGUCUUCUCAGCUGUGUCAAGUUUACGAGACAUCUUCUACAAGGAAAUGAGUACGCUCAACCUUGAUCUACAGAACGUGAUAAAAGAGCUGCAGGCUCAGCAUCCGGACAAAGUGUUUGCUCUGAAGGGAAUGCAGCGGUAUGGCUCCCUCAAGAGACGAACUCUGAUGUCCCCUAAGGCCUGGAAAUCCAGCUUCUCUGAUUUCCACAAGAGCUACAGUCCUAGACCGAGCCAGAGGUUUAGCUUCAGGUCCCCGGACAAACCUCGCCACAGCACUCUGUCCAGAGAGAGCAGCAUCCUUGCAGUCACCCCACAGCCACCUCUUCCGGAGGACCCCGUCUCUGAGUCCAGGGACCUGAAUGCAGGAUCGAGCCACAGUGAGACCCCCAGUUCUCCUGCACAAGAAGACGCUGCAGCUGGAAAUGAGCUGAACUCAGGAGAAGGCAGCAACCAGGUGGAAGAGGAGAAGGGCAGGAAAGAAGAGGAGUCUGAGCCUAAGCCUCCUGCAGAAUCUGAAAAUAAGGGAGACGGUGAGAAAGCUCCACCGAGUGACAGCAGCUCUGAACUGAACAACUCCUGUGAUUCCGUGAGCUUGGAGAUUCAGCUGUCUGCAGCAGAUGACGGCCCGCUGCACAUUGAAGAGGACAACCUCGACACUCCUAAACCAAACGGGCUGGAGAAUGGUGAAGUUUCUGGGUUGAAGUCUGACACCAAGGACCUGAGCAUUCCUUACAAGGAUGCUCCUGCAGAAACACAGGCAUCUCCGGACUCAAAAAGCACAGAUGUUUAGCGUAUUAAAACUCUAGGUUUGUAUGUUUUUCAUGAAAAAUCUGUCACAUAUGAUCAAUACUCUUAUUCCGUUCUGUCUUGUUUCUGUAUUUGACUGAGCUUUUUAUAAAUCUGUGUCUGCCAUGUGUUGAUUUAACCAGAGAAGUGCAGGAGAGAUUGACAUCAACAGCUGCACAAGAGAAAAAAUGUGGAGACAGCCGCACUGAAGUGUCCAUGUGUGGGGGGAAUGAAUGAUGGACUGUGCAUUGACAUGUUGGAGUUAGUUUUCUUAUUUAUCUUUUAUUGAAAUCAGUGCAGAGUAUGGGUAAAGUCAUAUUUGUCUGACAGCCACAAGUAUCCCUUUAAAAGUAUAGAUACAUGACAGGAGGACCAGACUUAAUCCCGCAGAUUUUAUUAUAUUCUGCAUCAAACAUUUUAAAAUCAGAGUAGUUUUUUAUAUGUGUAUGAACAUAAUGAAAUGCGCUGACAGGUUUACAUUGUAAGAAAACUUUCUUACUGACUGCAGUAUGGUCACCGUGUGCAGAUGUACUGUGCUGUGAACUUCAUUUCCCAUUUCAAUUUGAAUUAAAUGUAAGUAUGUUUGAUCUUUUUCAUGCACAAAACAUGAACAUGUUAAUUACUGUAGACAUACACUGAUGAUAAACUCCUUGUAAUUACAAACAAUGAUCAUAUUUUGUAUCGCGUUUAUGCUAAUUUGUUGAAUAUGCAUACGUAGACAUACAGAAACAAUCAUGAAAUGUGUACACAAUAAAUCCCUCUGUCUUGUUUAAUUUAAUUUUAAAUAAGGUGUCAACAGCUGUGGUUUCUUCUCUGCUAGUGGAGGUCAUAAAAUGACAGGGACAAAAACAGUGAGCUCUCACUUGGCCCAGAUUUCCAAGCUGACUUCACUGUGAACUCAACAUGACCUACAUUAAUGGAGAAGCGGAGAGAUAUGACUUCCUGCUUUUAAAGUCAUUAAUCUAAAACGUUUAAAAAAGUAAUUGGGACCAAAUGUCUAAAUAAAACACAGUUGAAUUCCAGAGUUUAAAUGUUGGGAAUAGUCUGGCUAUGAGGGGUCAGCCUUUACUGGAAUAUGUAGUUAGAUUAUAGAAAAUGUGCUUUAUUUAUUAUAAGAAAAAGACAUUAUGUGAACUUCCUGUAAUGUGUUGUGGUCAGCUGAACCCAGUGUCUCUCACUUCCUGAACCGGAACAAGGAUUUUUAUUAUGGUUACAAUCAGGAUGCAGAAACCACUUGCUGAUUUUUCAGAGUUUAUAGGUGCUUCUGAAAUAUGAUCUCAAAUGUGGCACUGAUACCUCCUGUCCACCAAAUGAGCACCGGUUCUUGAACUGAUGACGCUUAAUCAUUGUCAUCAAGCUGAGCCAGAAGGCAAAGCUUUCGAUUUAUUGGUCCAUCUACGUCCCAAUCCUCACCUAUGGUCAUGAGCUCUGGGUAGUGACUGAAAGAAUGAGAUCGCGGAAACAAGCGUUUUCCAUCGUAGGGUGCUCUGGGCUCAGCCUUGGAGAUAGGAUAGGGUAAGGAGCUCGGACAUCCAGAGUAGAGCCACUGCUCCUUCGAGUCGAAAGGGGUCAGUUGAGGUGGUUCGGGCACCUGAUCAGGAUGCCUCCUAGGCGCUCCCAUUUGAGGUAUUCCAGCCCCGGGGCAGACCCAGAACACGCUGGAGGGAUUACAUAUCUCAUCUGGUCUGGGAAAGCCUCAGGGUCCCCCAGGAGGAGCAGGAAAGUGCUGCUGGGGAGAGGGAUAUCUGGGGUGCUUUGCUUAGCUGCUGACCCUGCGACCUGGCCUCGGAUAAGUGGAUGAAAAUGGAUGGAUGGAUGGAUUGUAAUCAAGGAUGUGUCAUCAACAGAUGGCAUUACAUAAUGCACAACAUGAGUAAAGAUUAGUGGCAAGAUGGCUGAUCGCAGUGACUACCUGCAAACUCUUUCUUUCCAACCUGUAGAAUAUGACACUGAUGACAUCACAGUUUGCUCUUCGGGUCAAGGAAAACGUGCAGGUUUUUCUUUCCAACUUAGAGCCAACUCUUCCGGUUCCUUGCCAAUUUAUUUAUUGGUGGAAAUUCUCGAAUGGUUCAAACUUAGGUAUGGGACCCCUAAAGGAACCUGUUCCAUGUUAAAGGGGUAUGAAUGUGUGACGAAGCUGAUCAAGAGGAAACACAGAAUACAGACGUUUUUCAAUGACAGCAUUCAAGCUAAUGUUUUGCAGGUUUAAGCAGUUUUGGACUUCUUUAAAACUUUUUUUAAACUGCAAAGUCAUCUGGAUGAUUAUUCCCCCAGUGACAUGAACUCUGGAGCUGCCUCUCUGUCAGCCUGAGAGACAGACUACUUGUGUAACAGAGAAUGGGUGGACUUGGAAAUAUUUUGUUGUUGUUGUUUAUAAAAAACUAGAAGGAAGGAGAGCUGAUUUGUGUGUUUUGACUGGACAAUAAAUCAAUGCAUCAUCUUAA
This is a messenger RNA of Epinephelus fuscoguttatus (brown-marbled grouper), 4082 nucleotides long. RefSeq names its product bridging integrator 2a (gene bin2a). Gene Ontology annotation, biological process: podosome assembly; plasma membrane tubulation; phagocytosis, engulfment. Gene Ontology annotation, molecular function: phospholipid binding; protein binding. Gene Ontology annotation, cellular component: podosome; phagocytic cup; plasma membrane. NCBI's taxonomy places the organism in Eukaryota, Metazoa, Chordata, Actinopteri, Perciformes, Serranidae. The record is from RefSeq and is a predicted model, not a curated record. The transcript is spliced from 12 exons. Bases 227 to 1642 code for a protein of 471 amino acids.